CAGGGAAAAAAAUUACUAAUUAGCCUAAUAAAUAUUACAAAAAUUUCGAGGCAAACAUCUCAAAAUUAAAUGAGAUCACAAUAACAAAUAGGAAAGCAAAACAUCAAAGUUCAAAUAUUUGCAACUGACAAACAAGUGUUCAGUCACUCAAAAAGAAAAAAAAAAAAGUGUUUGAGACCGUAUAUGCAAUCUCCAGGUGAAGAAAAAUGGCGGACAUGGAUAUCGAUACUUGUUCAAAACCAGAAGGCGAAGAACAGCAAGGCAAAGGGAAUGCUAUGGUGGUAAUCUUGAUUGGUCCACCGGGCAGCGGGAAAAGUACUUUCUGUGAAGAAGUCAUGCGCUUCUCCACUCGACCAUGGGUUCGCAUUUGCCAGGACAAUAUUGCAAAUGGUAAAGCUGGGAGUAAAGCUCAAUGCAUAAAGAGUGCAACUGCUGCUCUGAAUGAUGGAAAAAGUGUGUUUAUUGACAGAUGCAACUUGGACAGGGAACAGCGUGCAGAAUUUGUUAAGCUUGGUAGCCCCAAAAUCGACAUACAUGCUGUCGUACUUGAUCUGCCUGCUCGUCUUUGUAUAUCUAGAUCUGUCAAACGAACAGGCCAUGAGGGAAACUUGCAAGGUGGAAGAGCUGCCGCUGUUGUAAACAAAAUGCUGCAAAAUAAAGAAUUUCCUAAGCUUACUGAAGGAUUUACUAGAAUAACUUUCUGCCAAAAUGAGACUGAGGUUCAAGAUGCCAUUAAUACAUACAGUGCACUUGGUCCUUUGGAAUCUCUGUCUCAAGGUGUGUUUGGUCAGAAGAAGUCAGAUGCUAAAGUUCAGCUCGGUAUAAUGAAGUUCUUUAAAAAAUCAGGAACAGCUGAAUCUGGUAAUGUUGGAUCUGUUGCAACUAGUGAUCAGAAUUCUGCUUCUCUGGAAAAAACAGAGGAUAAAGGUUCCUGCUCCAAAGCAGCUGUAUCGUUUUCAGAUAAUGCUGUUACAGAGAUAAAUGAACAUAAAGACCAAAUGAAAGGCAUGGUUAAGGAUGCUUCUGCUUCUCUGGGUGAUGCUCCCACAUUGGCAUUUCCAUCUAUUUCCACAUCAGAUUUCCAAUUCAAUCACGAGAAGGCAUCUGACAUUAUUAUUGAGAAAGUCGAGGAAUUUCUGGAUAAGAUUGGAAAUGCUAGACUUGUCUUUGUAGACUUGACUCAUAGAUCAAAGAUUUUGACGUUGGUUAAGGAAAAAGCUUCAAAGAGAAACAUUGACCCCAACAAGUUCUUUACUUUUGUAGGAGAUAUUACUCAACUUUAUUCACAAGGUGGUCUACGCUGCAACGUAAUAGCUAAUGCUGCCAAUUGGCGACUGAAACCAGGAGGUGGAGGUGUGAAUGCUGCAAUUUUCAGUGCUGCAGGUGCAGCCCUAGAGGUUGCAACUAAAGAACAGGCAAACACUCUUCUUCCUGGGAGGGCUUUAGUAGUUUCUCUCCCUUCAAAUUCUCCCUUGUUUGGUAAGGAAGGAGUAACCCAUGUCAUACAUGUUCUUGGACCAAAUAUGAACCCACAGAGACCAAACUGUUUGAAAAAUGACUAUGCUACCGGCUGCAAAAUUCUCCGCGAUGCUUACACAUCGCUAUUUGAAGGUUUUGUGUCAAUAGUAAGGAAGUUACCCCCGGGAAGUAAUGAUAAUCUUGGUUCAAAGCAGUCGGAGAUACAAAUACGCAAUGAAACUGCCUCAAAGAAUAGUGAGCAAAAAUUUAGAAGAGAUGAUGAUGACCAUGAAUCUGAUAGGACUAAAAAGUACAAGGGAUCUCAUGUUGAAACUAAGAUUUCUAAUUCUAGUGUUGGAAAGACAAUUCAGAGUGGUGAAAAGUUUGAUAGAACAGCAACUAAAGCCUGGGGAUCAUGGGCACAGGCUCUUUACCACAUUGCCAAGCAACCAGAGAAGCAUAAGGAAGUUGUGCUAGAGAUGUCUGAUGAUAUUGUUGUACUAAAUGAUCUUUACCCAAAGGCACGGAAGCAUCUUUUGGUGUUGACACGAUUGGAAGGUCUUGAGCAACUAGCUGAUGCCCGUGAGGAGCAUCUCCCAUUGUUGAGAAAAAUGCACGAUGUUGGUUUGAAGUGGACUGAAACAUUACUGCAAGAAGAUACAUCUUUGAUUUUUCGCAUUGGCUAUCACUCGGCUCCAUCAAUGCGACAACUUCACCUACACGUUAUCAGCCAAGAUUUCAACUCAAAACAUCUGAAGAAGAAGCAACACUGGAAUUCAUUCACCACUGCUUUCUUCCGUGAUUCUGUGGAUGUAAUGGAGGAAGUCAGCAGCCACGGAAAAGCAAAACUAGAAGAUGAUGAAAAGCUGUUGUCUAUGGAGUUACGCUGCCACCGUUGUAGAAGUGCCCACCCCAACAUCCCCCGCUUAAAGUCACACAUCACUAACUGCAACGCACCAUUUCCUGCCAACCUUCUUCAAAAAGGCCGUCUAGUGAGCGCUCCAAACAACACCAUCAUCAGUCCAUAAAAGAAGGAAUCAUAUCCAAGUUUUAUUCUAGGAAAGUUUCUUUUUCGAUGGCAUUGAACACUGUCAAUGUCUAUUUUGGUGCAAUUGUUAUAAUGUUCUAUAAUAUGGUCUGUUAAUAUUUUGAUGGGGGAGGAUUGCCCUUCUUAAAGGCCAUGUUGCUUUGGUAUAUGCUUUAUAAUGGAUGCUUAGAACAAUCUUUUUAAGCCAUAAUUAGUUGAAUUUUGAUUCUUGUCCCUUAAAAGAGUGGAUAGAAAGCUGAGAAAUGUGAUUUGAGAGAAAUAAAGCAUAAAAAGUGACGGGGUUUAAGGGCACUUGUUUUAUGUCAA
Molecule: messenger RNA, 2812 nt
Organism: Cannabis sativa
Lineage: Eukaryota; Viridiplantae; Streptophyta; Magnoliopsida; Rosales; Cannabaceae
Product: transcription factor bHLH140
Exons: 6
Coding region: 207-2486 (759 amino acids)
Biological process (GO): single strand break repair; double-strand break repair
Cellular component (GO): nucleus
Molecular function (GO): single-strand break-containing DNA binding; DNA 5'-adenosine monophosphate hydrolase activity; mismatched DNA binding
Source: RefSeq, a predicted model, not a curated record